This is a messenger RNA of Oryzias melastigma (Indian medaka), 1829 nucleotides long. RefSeq names its product ankyrin repeat and SOCS box containing 6 (gene asb6). The record is from RefSeq and is a predicted model, not a curated record. The transcript has 7 exons. NCBI's taxonomy places the organism in Eukaryota, Metazoa, Chordata, Actinopteri, Beloniformes, Adrianichthyidae. Gene Ontology annotation, biological process: protein ubiquitination; intracellular signal transduction. Gene Ontology annotation, molecular function: protein binding. Gene Ontology annotation, cellular component: BRCA1-BARD1 complex. The coding region runs from base 156 to 1469 and encodes 437 amino acids.
UUUCUCCAUCACAAAUACAUUUUUCCAACCAGACAGUGUCCUAGGAACUAUUGUUCGGUCACUAGUUUCAGUGGGAAUUAUAUAAGUGCCGGUCAACUUCCUGUUGUGAAGAGGAACGCUAAUCCAACCUAUUUGAGCUGUCAGACCGAGGAGCCAUGCCUUUUCUCCAUGGAUUUCGGAGAAUCAUCUAUGAAUAUCAACCACUGGUAGAUGCUGUCAUGCGUGUUAUUGGUUUGGAGGAAGACAACAGCAGCCAUACAGAGAACAGGAGCACUGAUGAUGACCCCAGAAGAUGUAGCUCUUUAGUGGAGCUUCUGGAGCAGGAGUCCAACUCCGAGGUGUUUGUUGAAGGCAUCAGCUAUGCACUUUUUAAGGUGGCAGAGCGAGGACUUGGAUAUGCUGCCAAAAUCCUCCUACGCUAUGGAGCUGAUGUUAAUUUUGAGGACCCAGUGUCCUAUUACAACCCCCUGCACAUAGCUGUGUUGAGGAACAGGCCAAACAUGGUGAGGCUACUAGCUGGAAACGGAGCAGACAUCGAAAAGAGGGACCGGAUUCACGAGAGCAGUCCUUUAGAUUUAGCGAGUGAGGAGUCGGAGAGGCUGCCCUGUCUCCUCACCUUACUGGAUCUCGGUGGGGAUGUGAACGCCAGAGACAAACACGGGAAAACACCUCUGCUGCAUGCACUAGCAAGCAGUGAUGGACUAACUGUGCACAACAUAGAGAACAUACAGCUGCUACUUGAGAGGGGUGCUGACGUUCGAGCUGCAACAGUUGAUGGGGAAACCGUGGAAUCAUCUCUGGUGUUUCUGGUAAAAGAGGCUCUGGAUGCCAGCGUGGAGGACGCUGCUGAGAUCGGCCGCUUCUGCUUGAAAGUCACCCGGCUGCUGCUGGCUCACGGCGUGGACCCCAGCUGCUGUCUGAGCGAGGAUGGCGAGCUCUCCUUGACGCAGGCCAGCUUGGAGCAGUUUGACCUGCUCUUUCCUCUGGCCGUGCUCCUGAUCCAGAGCGGCGCCUCCUUGGAUUGCAGCUAUCACAGUGACUCGUGUUGGUCGGGGUACGGCCUCCUUUUCCAGAGGCUUCAGACCGUCCUCCCGCAGUGCUCCGAUCAAAGCCGUGCCGCCGAGCUGCUGGAGCAAGCUGAAGCGUUGCUGGACUUGGCGAAGGUGAACGCCUCCACGCUGCAUCUCCCUUUGAGGCUGGAGCUGCCUGUGCCCGGUCAUGACUCGCACCCGUACGCUCAAGCCCUGAUGGACCUGCACAGCCGUGUCGUUGCACGUGAAGCAAGUCCGCCACCUCUCCGCUGCCUUUGCAGGACAUUCAUACGGAGACGCCUGCAGCCCUGGCCCCUGGAGGACAGAGUCAAAGCCCUGCCUUUACCAGACAGACUGAAAGACUUUCUCCUUCCUGAGAACACAUACACUCCAAAACCAGGCUGGGGCUGCUUCAAGCCUCAGCAGAGCCAGCCCUAGCAUUACCGAGGACUUGAGAUAUUAAAAUAAAAGAAAUCUGAGCAAAUGAAUCUGAAAUACCAUCAAAGCCUUGAAUUCUGAUCCUUAUUGUCUGCCAAAUCAUAACGAUCAUUUAAAAAUACAGUGUUUGUAAGAAGUAAUAAUGUGAAGUUGCAGUACAGAACAUCCACCAACAGAUGGCAGUGUGGUACUUCCACUCCAGAAAUGACUCUGAAAUUCUCAGUGCAGCCAAUUAAAGUUGGUCCAACUGAGUGAGCUCCAUGUAUAUUUCAGUUCCUCAGUGUUCUGGUAGUGUGUUGUGGAUCCUGUGAAAUGUUUCCUUUUCAUGUAAAUUGUGACAAUAAAACAGUUUCACCAACA